This is a messenger RNA of Cynara cardunculus var. scolymus (artichoke), 2600 nucleotides long. Its product is annotated as YTH domain-containing family protein 2-like. Gene Ontology annotation, molecular function: mRNA binding. The record is from RefSeq and is a predicted model, not a curated record. The coding region runs from base 139 to 2187 and encodes 682 amino acids. Lineage: Eukaryota; Viridiplantae; Streptophyta; Magnoliopsida; Asterales; Asteraceae. The transcript has 9 exons. Gene Ontology annotation, biological process: mRNA destabilization. Gene Ontology annotation, cellular component: cytoplasm.
CCCUCGCUCUUCGUGGCGGCUGAAACUCCUUUCAUUCUCUCUCCCUUAGGGUUUCUCUCUAUCCCCUUUCAAAACCCAUAUUUUUUGGGGGGUUUCGUACCCUGUUUUUGAAGAUCUAUCAAUCUAUCAGCUCCAGCUAUGGCCGCCGUUGCUCCUUCUUCAGAUCAAGCUGCAGAUUUGCUAAAGAAUCUGUCAUUGGAUUCUCAAUCCAAGACAUUGGAAAUUCCUGAGCCCACUAAGAAGCCUUCUGUGGACACCGCUGAUGCCGGAAAUGCCCAGAAUCAGCCUUUAGAUAGGUCGGUUACCCCUUUGAUACCGGAUUUCAUGGAUCCGACAGUGGCUUAUUUUCCCAACUAUGCUUCUACUGCAUAUUACUAUGGAGGUUACGAUGGGACUACCAAUGAUUGGGAUGACUAUUCAAGAUACGUAAAUCCUGAUGGAGUUGAUAUGUCUCAUGGUGUUUAUGGGGACAAUGGAUCGCUUAUGUAUCAUGGCUAUGGCUAUGCACCGUAUGGUCCUUAUUCUCCUGCUACUUCACCUGUGCCAACGGUUGGUCACGAUGGUCAGCUCUAUGGAGCUCAACAUUACCAAUACCCGAGUCCCUAUUUCCAACCAAUGACUCCUACUAGUGGCCCCUACUCAUCUGCUCCUAUUGCUCCUAAAGGUGAGAUUACCACAUCUGCUCCUGCUGACCAACCGUCUUUGACUGUGGACACUGCUAAUGGAAAUUCUAAUGGCAUUGUAAAUGGUGUGGGUAUCAAGGGAGCCACCGGUCCAACCCCUGUCAGGCCAACAUCUUAUCAGAAUUCAGGCUUCAAUGCAAAUGGAUCCUAUGGAAGAGGGGUGCAAAAUGGUUAUCAGGAUCUUAGAUACGGUUUUGAUGGGGUUCAUUCCCCAAUCCCCUGGUUAGACUCCCCAUUGUAUUCUGAUGGUCAACCUAGAAACAAUUCAAACAUUGCUCCAGUUUCAAAUGGGAAUGGUGUUGCAUCAAGAAAUCAAAAUCUUCGCCCUCAUUCUCAUCUCAUGGGUUUGCAGAGUCCGAGGCCAAUGUCUGGUGUAAACACAGCCAAUGGAUAUAUGAAUAGAAUGUAUCCAAACAAGUUAUACGGCCAAUAUGGAAGCACCUAUCGUUCUGGCUAUGGAUAUGGUUCUAAUGCUUAUGAUUCCCAAGGUAACGGGCGUGGUUGGUUGGCAGUGGAUAACAAGUACAAGCCUAGAGGGAGAGGCAAUGGUUUCUUUGGAUAUAACAACGAAAAUGGGGAUGGUCUGAAUGAGCUUAACAGGGGACCUAGAGCCAGGAGUGUGAAGAACCAGAAGGUUUUGACACCAGUAACCUUAGCUGUGAAGGGACAAAAUAUAACUUUUGCAGCUACUGAUGCUGUCGAGAAGGAAACCGAGGUGAAGGAGAAGGUGAGCGUAACUCCCGACACAGAGCAAUUCAACCUGCCAGAAUUUCCCGAGACUUAUGCAGAUGCCAAGUUCUUUAUCAUUAAGUCAUACAGUGAAGAUGAUGUUCAUAAGAGCAUCAAGUACAAUGUUUGGGCUAGUACACAAAAUGGAAACAAGAAGCUUGAUGCUGCAUAUCAGGAGGCUCAGCAGAAAUCUGGACGAUGCCCUGUCUUUCUUUUCUUUUCGGUGAAUACCAGCGGCCAAUUCGUUGGUGUUGCUGAGAUGGUCGGUCCGGUUGAUUUUAACAAAAGCUUGGAGUACUGGCAACAAGACAAGUGGAUUGGUUGCUUCCCUGUAAAGUGGCAUAUCGUUAAGGAUCUACCAAACAGCUUGCUGAAGCACAUCACCCUUGAAAACAAUGAGAACAAACCUGUUACCAAUAGCAGGGACACCCAAGAGGUGAAGUUAGAGCAGGGAUUGCAGAUGAUUAAAAUAUUCAAGGAACAUUCUUGCAAGCAAUGCAUAUUAGACGAUUUUGAUUUCUACGAGGACAGACAGAGGAGAAUUCAAGAAAAGAAGGCAAAGCAACAGCAGUUCCAGAAACAGGUGUGGGAAGGCAAGCCUGCUACUGAUGACAAAAGGAAAGAAAGCAGCAUUAAAGUGGAAAUAGUACCACCAAAGACAUCUGAUAUUGGUCAAGAAAUUGCGAAAGAAGAUGCUUCAGGUGUUCAUAUAAAUGGGGAGGUGAAACUUGCAGAGAAGAAGAUUGUAGUAAAUGGGGUUGCAAAUGGUUGCUAGAUUCAGCCAUGUGCAUGGGUGGUGCUCCAAGGGAAAAGAAAGAAAGAAAGAUGUUGGGUUUAGAAUCUUGGAAGUGCUGCCCCAACCGAAGCGGAUCCAUCCUUUGGUCUUGAAAAAGAAUGUACACAAGAAGUCAAGAAGUAGGAGGGGGAGGUUGCAAUAUGGCCAUUAGUCUCGGUGUGGCCACAUGUAAAAUAGGAGGAUCCAGAUUUGGAAGCCCCAUGUUUAAUCUUUGUGGUGGGUUUAUAGUUUUUCAGCUUCUAUUCUAACAGGUUUUUCACAUCUUUCAGGGUUUGGGUUUUAGGUUUCUUCUGAGUUUUCAUCAUGUUCUAUUUUAGUCUCUUUUUUUCUUCUAAAAAUCACUUCUUGUGGCCUUUAAUAUUAUGUUCUUCUAUGUUAGUUUUUGUUUCUUA